Molecule: messenger RNA, 1408 nt
Organism: Drosophila busckii
Lineage: Eukaryota; Metazoa; Arthropoda; Insecta; Diptera; Drosophilidae
Product: putative gustatory receptor 58b
Biological process (GO): sensory perception of taste
Cellular component (GO): membrane
Source: RefSeq, a predicted model, not a curated record
UAAAUAUGUCAGUUAAUCAGUGAAUCUUCAUUGAAGCCAGGUGAGUGCCAACGGAUUGCCAUCAGACAUUCACACAUUUGUGUGCGUGCGUGCGUGUGUGUGUGUGGCACACUUUUAGUUAAUUAAUUGAAGUGCCACUGAUGUUGACCCCAAAUGCCUGGUUAGUCGCUUAGUUGAGGCCAACAUGGCAACGAAACUGCGAGUGCUGCUCAGCAUAUGCUACUACCAAUUGCUCCUCUAUGGACUGAUGCCGACAACGCUGCAGCUGAACAAAUGCCGCCUAACCAUCAACAAAGUAUCUGGCGGCUAUCUGGUCUAUAGCGGCGCUUUGGACCUGCUGCUGACAUUGGGCCUGCCGUUAAUGCUGCCUCGUGGCAUCUUUAGCGGCGGCUAUAUGCGCAACAAUAUUGUGCUGCAAUGGGGACUGAUGGUCAGCGUGUCGCUGCGUGCGCUGGUGCUGCUCAAUUGCCUGGGCAUGGUUUGGUGGCAGCGCCGCAAGCUGCUUCAGCUGCUCGCUAAUUGCCUAAAACACUGGCAACGCCAGCGGCGCUUGUUGCGGCGUGUGGCAGGCAAGCGUGCCUUACAACGCUUGCAGAGCCAACUGGCGAACAUGCUGCUGCAUCAGCUAUGCAUCAACUAUGCGAUGUUGCUGUGCUCCAUGUUCAUGCAGUAUCAAUUGCUGCAAGCUCCGCGCCUGUUCCAGCUGCUGCUGCGCAGCUCUCACAUGCUGCUGCAAUCUGUGGCCAAAAUCGGUUUCAUUACAAUGCUGCUGCUGCUUAGCCAUCAGUUCGAGGCAGUGCAGCUGGCGCUGCAAGCGCUGCAGCGACGCAGUCGUGGCCACGCACGCACGCUGGAGGAUCUGCGCCGCAUCAUAGCUGUGCACAUGGAGUGCUUGCAGUUAACGCGUCACGCCUUUGGCACUUACAGCUUGGCUCAUGGCACUCUUAUCCUCAAUAUGUUUUCCGCUACUUUGACCAUUAUUUAUCACGCUGUGCAGUAUACGAAUCAGUCUAUAAGCUCCAAUAACUGGGACAUUUUAUUUGGCGACUUGCUGGUCAGCUUCAACAUUUGGAAUGUUGUCAUGAUGAUGAACAUUCUCGACUAUGCGCUCAACUCUUGCAACAAUACGGGCCAGCUGCUGCAACAGUUUAACGAGCUGCGUCGCCUCAGCGCAGAGUCAGAACUGCAGCUUGAGCUCUUCGUCAACUAUUUGCGCAACAAUCGUCUAGACUAUAAAGUAUUUAAUUGUGUGGCAUUGGAUAAACCCGCUAUGCUGGGCUUUAUGGCAAGCGUUCUGAGCAAUCUGCUCAUUCUCAUGCAAUUUGAUGUGAAGCGCAGACAAGAGCAGGGAUUGCAAGCCAGCAAUUUAUUUGGUCAUUUAAAUGCCAAGGGCUCGAAAGUCCCGUAA